CUCUUUCCUUUUCAUCGCCUCCUUCAUCACUACAGACAAGCUCAUCUUAAGCACGAACCUUCCUUGAUCCAUCCAACGUACCCUAAUUUGACACGUGUACCUUUUUGGUGUCAACGAGUCUCAGCGAACUGAUCUGAUACGACGGAUACACCAACAAGCCACAACCAUAAACCGUAUACGGAUGAUCUUGAUCUCCGGAUCUUCUUAAUUCAUUAGAAAGGGUUUCUUUCCUUAAAUCCUUUUUCAGAACUUCAGGUUUUGCAUGAACUCUCUGAACGUUGAUUACUUUUUUGGGGGAAUAAAUAAUGGAGGUGAACGAGAGUGAAAGAAAGGUAAUAGCCAAACCAGUGGCUUCAAGGCCUUCAUGCUCUAGCGUCAGGACAUUCACUGAGCUUAUCCCUGAUUCAGUUACACUAUUUCCCCAAUCGAAUUGUCACGACGCCUCCAUAAGACCUGAUCCUCUUAGGUUUAAACAGCCAGCUGCAGCUUCUGUCCCAUCACCAAAGGUGGAGGAAGGAAAUGGCAAUGGAAAGUCUUGUGAUGAUUCAGAGAGCAGAAGCUACGUCGUUUAUAAACCUAAAGCACAGCUUGUUUCCCAAGCAACCAUCUCUCUAUUGGCUAAUAUGUUUAAGGGAAAUUGUCAACAGGAUUGGAGACAAAGCCAAGCAGUAGAGUAUGGGAAGAGUGUGAGCCAAGGCACGCAUCGAGAGGGUCCUAACCUAAUCCCGAGAGUUCCAUCCUUUACGGAAUCAAAGACAUCGACAGGGGACGGAUCUUCCGAGGACGGAUACAAAUGGAAGAAAUACGGACAGAAACAAGUCAAAGGAAGUGGCUCUCCAAGGAGUUACUACAGAUGCACACACCCUAAAUGUCCAGUCAAGAAGAGAGUAGAGAGAUCAAUGGGAGGUCAAGUUUCAGAGAUUGUGUAUCAAGGUGAGCAUAAUCACUUUAAACCCUCUUGUCCUCCUCUUCCACCGCGGGCUUCUUCUUCAUCCCCUUUAGGGUUUCAGAAGCCACCAAAUGGGUUGGUUUCUGAAGGAUCAUUGGGCAAAAACCCUAGUAACUUUUCUUGUCAACCUCUUUGGAGCACUCAAGAGAAGAUGAAUGAAGGGUGUGUCCUAAUAACACCAUUCGAGUUCGCUGUUCCAAGAUCGGUGAGUUCAACUGGUGGAACUUCGGAUUCCGGUUGCAGAAGUAGCCAGUGUGAUGAAGGAGAGCUUGAUGAUCCAAGCAGAAGCAAGAAAAGCAAGAAGAACGAUAAGCAAUCAAGUGAAGCUGGAGUAUCGCAAAGCUCAGGGGAAUCAGACAGUCUCGAAGAUGGAUUCAAGUGGAGAAAGUACGGACAGAAAGCGGUUGGAGGCAACGCGUAUCCGAGAAGUUAUUACAGGUGCACGAGUGUGAAUUGUGGAGCAAGGAAACGCGUGGAGCGAGCGAGUGACGAUCCGAGAGCUUUCAUUACAACAUACGAAGGUAGACACAAUCAUCACCAUUUGCAACUGAGUCCUCCAAGUUCGUCUACUCUUCCCACAACAUUCUAAUCAAAAGCCAUUUGAUGAUGAUGAUCCACUUGUCUUCUUCAACCUUCAUUGCAAAGUUAACUUCCAUUAUCUUUCAUUUAUUUUCUUUUACAUCAAUGUUACAAGGACAACAAAGACAUUAAUAACAUCUGUCAUGUACCAAACAAAAACAAAAGCCAUAUAUAGACUUAUUUUGUUUA
Messenger RNA from Raphanus sativus (radish), 1717 nucleotides. RefSeq names its product WRKY transcription factor 44. Gene Ontology annotation, molecular function: sequence-specific DNA binding; DNA-binding transcription factor activity. The transcript has 5 exons. The coding region runs from base 306 to 1538 and encodes 410 amino acids. Lineage: Eukaryota; Viridiplantae; Streptophyta; Magnoliopsida; Brassicales; Brassicaceae. Gene Ontology annotation, biological process: regulation of DNA-templated transcription. The record is from RefSeq and is a predicted model, not a curated record.